AUGGCUUCGUUGGGACACACAUUCCCCUUCUAUGUGGGCCGCAAGCCGAUCUUCCCAAUGGACACCACCUUGGCCGUCAUCGUUGCCAUCUUUGUGACUGCACUGGUCACCUUCAUCAUCAUCCUGCCUGGCAUUCGGGGCAAGAUGAGGCUGUUCUGGCUGCUGCGGGUGGUGACCAGCUUAUUCAUCGGGGCUGUGAUCCUGGCUGUGAAUUUCAGUUCUGAGUGGUUUGUCGGCCAGGUCAGCACCAACACAUCAUACAAGGCCUUCAGUUCCGAAUGGAUCAGCGCUGAUGUGGGGCUGCAGGUUGGUCUGGGAGGAGUCAACAUUACACUCACAGGGACCCCAGUGCAGCAGCUGAAUGAGACCAUCAAUUACAAUGAGAAGUUCACCUGGCAGCUGGGUGAAAACUAUGCCAAGGAGUACACAAAGGCACUGGAGAAAGGGCUGCCGGACCCCGUGCUCUACCUGGCUGAGAAGUUCACCCCGAACAGCCCAUGUGGUCUACAUGGCCAGUACCGCCUGGCGGGACACUACACCUCAGCCAUGCUCUGGGUGGCCUUCCUUUGCUGGUUGCUGGCCAACGUGAUGCUAUGCAUGCCCGUGCUGGUCUAUGGUGGCCACAUGGUGCUGGCCACAGGCGUCUUCCAGCUGUUGGGACUGCUCUUCUUCUCCAUGGCCACGUCACUCACAUCACCCUGUGCCCUGCGCCUGGGUACUGCUACGCUGCACACUCACCAUGGGCCUGCCUUCUGGCUCACACUGACCACAGGACUGCUUUGUAUGCUACUCGGCCUGGCCAUGGCAGUGGCCCACAAGGUGCAGCCCCAGAGGCUGAAGGCUUUCUUCAACCAGAAUACAGGCGAGGAUCCUGCGCUGGAGUGGAAUCCUGAGGAAGGGGGACUCCUGAGCCCACGAUACCGGUCCACAGCUGAGAGUCCUGAGCCCCAGGACAUUCCUCUGUCAGAAGCUUACUCGGAGGCAUGCUGUAAGGAGGAGCAUCACAGAGAGCCUGACUGUGCCCUAUAAGGUUCUUCUCCCUGGUGGACACCUGGACUUCCAGUCUGGUUGCAGAUAUCAUUGGAGCCCCAUCAACCUACCAGAACUGACUGCAGGAUGGGUUAUAUCCGAUCUGUCCCCAGCCCCAAUCUGUAGGUGGAGUCAGAAAAAGAGCCUCUUCCUACUGGUGUAAAAACAAAAACAAACAAAAAGCCCUAAUAUGCUAAACAGACAUUGGGGCUGCCUAUAAAUCCUGUCUCCAUG
Messenger RNA from Enhydra lutris kenyoni (northern sea otter), 1263 nucleotides. Its product is annotated as dual oxidase maturation factor 1. Gene Ontology annotation, biological process: protein transport. The transcript is spliced from 6 exons. NCBI's taxonomy places the organism in Eukaryota, Metazoa, Chordata, Mammalia, Carnivora, Mustelidae. The record is from RefSeq and is a predicted model, not a curated record. Gene Ontology annotation, cellular component: endoplasmic reticulum membrane. The coding region runs from base 1 to 1029 and encodes 342 amino acids.